GAUGAUUUUCCAAUUGUUAUUGCUUUUAGAUUUCGAAAUAAUAUCGUUAUGUUUAUUUUUUCUUUUUCUGUAUAUCUAUGAUUUUAGUAGUUGACUCAAUAAUUUUUUUUUUGUGGAAUCAUCAAUGGGUUCUUUACAUCUAUUUAAAUUUUAUUUGAAUAUCUUUUUUUCAUAGUCGUAUUCAUUGAUUUGGGGUUUAUUGAGAUUUGUUUCACUAUGAUUGCUACCUCGAACUUAAUAUUUCGUAGAUUCGUUUUAAUUAAUUGUAAUUGUAGGUUUUGUUAUUGCAAUGUCUACACACCAAUCUAAGCGAUUAAAAAAUAGCACAAUUGGAACAUUUUUUAAGAGUGUCAAUGAAGUGCCGAAGACACCUGAUGUUGAUAGUUCCGUUGUUGUUGACCGAGAAAUAGUCGAAACUUCUGCUCAUAAAGAUCAAUUUUUUGCUCAUCAAGUUGAACAGGCUGCUGCAGUUGAUUCUAACCAGGAAUUAAUUUUGGAACGUGAUCCGGGAAAACGUAUGCAAAUUUGGCAGUAUCGUGUUAACCAACAAGAUGAAAUUCGACGGUCUUACAUCAAAAUGGGGCCAUAUCAAUUUUACUUAUCCAAAUAUCCCUAUUCAAAUAAUACCAAAUAUCCAAGGAGAUUUCAGCACUCUUGGUUUGCCCAAUUUCCAACCUGGUUAGAGUACUCACCUACAACAGAUGCUGCAUAUUGUUUACCUUGUUAUCUUUUUGCAAGUAAGCCAAAUCCACGUUUUGGGGCAAAUGCAUUUACUGUGGCAGGAUUUCGCAAUUGGAAAAAGGUUAACGACAAAAAGAAGUGUGCUUUUCUAAGUCACGUGGGAGAUCAUUCUUCCACACAUUUUGCUGCAGUAAAAUCAUGUGAGGAUUUAAUGAAUCAAUCUCGGCAUAUUGACAAUGUUAUGAUGAACCAAAGUGCAGAACAAAUACUUAAGAAUCGCUUGAGGCUGAAAACAUCGAUUGAUUGUGUCCGGUGGCUUGCAUAUCAAUCAUGCCCUUUCCGGGGACAUGAUGAAGGGCCAAAAUCAACAAAUCCGGGCAAUUUUAUCGAAAUGGUGAAACUUUUGGCAAGGUAUAAUGAUAAAGUAUCUGAAACAGUUUUGGAGAAAGCUCCUCAUAAUGCUAAAUACACGUCUGGCAAGAUUCAGAAGGAGAUAUUGCAUAUCAUUGCUACAAAAGUGCGAACCAAAAUUCGUGAAGAUAUUGGAGAUUCAAAAUUUUGUAUUCUUGUUGACGAAGCACGGGAUGAAUCAAAAAAAGAGCAAAUGGCUCUUGUUUUGAGGUUUGUCAACAAAGUUGGUGUUCUUCAAGAACGUUUUUUUGAAAUCGUAAGUGUGAAAGACACUGCUGCAUUGACUCUUAAGUGUGAGUUAUCUACUAUUCUUUCUCAUCAUGCAUUAAGUGUAGAUAAUCUUCGAGGUCAAGGUUAUGAUGGGGCAAGCAACAUGCGUGGUGAAUGGAAUGGGUUACAAGCAUUAUUUUUGAAAGAUUGUCCAUAUGCAUACUAUGUGCAUUGUUUCGCUCAUCGACUUCAAUUGGCUCUAGUUACAGCAUCCAGGGAAGUGAUUCUUGUGCAUCAAUUUUUCACGAAGUUGGAUUCUAUUGUCAAUAUUGUUGGUGCUUCUACAAAGAGAAAUGGUGAGUUAAUUACUGCACAACAGGCUGAAAUUUCUCGUCUAAUAUCGAUUAGUGAGCUUGAGACUGGUAAAGGAGCUAACCAGAUUGGUACUUUACAACGGGCAGGUAAUACUCGAUGGGGUUCUCACUUUUAUUCAAUAUGUAGCUUAUUAAAAAUGUUUAAUGCUACUGGUAUUGUGCUUCAAAGUAUUAUAGUUGACGGUGCAAAUUUUUCUCAACGUGGUGAUGCUGAUUCUGCUUAUUCUACCAUGACAUCUUUUCAAUUUGUCUUUAUUCUGAUUUUGAUGAAAGAAAUUAUGGGAAUUACUGAUGUUCUUUGCCAAGCAUUACAACAAAAGUCUCAAGAUAUCUUAAAUGCUAUGAAUCUGGUUUUAACGACAAAGCAACUCCUGCAGAAAUUGAGAGAUAAUGGAUGGGAUGCUUUUCUGAGUGAUGUUACAUCAUUUUGUGAAAGCCAGGAUAUUGAGAUGCCUGAUAUGAAUGGUGCUUACAAAGUAGGUCGAGGAAAGUCGAUUCAUCAACCUCGUGAUAUUAAUAUUACCAUUGAACAUCAUUUUCAUUUUGAUAUCUUCAAUACCACAAUAGACACUCAGUUGAAAGAGUUGAAUAGCAGAUUUUGUGAUCAAACAGUGGAACUCUUGACUCUUAGCCUCGCUUUAGAUCCAAGUAAUUCAUAUAAGUCGUUUAAUGCUGACGAUAUUUGCACUCUUGUUGAAAAAUAUUAUCCUGAGGAUUUCACUGAACGAGAAAGACUUCUCUUGAAGUUUCAGUUGCAGCAUUAUUAUCUCGACGUGGUCAAACAUCCAGAUUUAUGUCAGGUACCAACUUUAGCAACAUUGUGUGAAGGGUUAGUGCAGACGAAAAAGUCUGAAAUAUAUUACUUGGUUGACAGAUUGAUUCGCCUGAUCUUACUUCUUCCUGUUUCUACCGCUACUACAGAGCGAGCAUUUUCUGCUAUGAAGCUUACUAAAACUAAACUUCGAAACAAAAUGAAGAUGAGUUUCUUGGAGAUUGCAUGCUCCUACAUAUAGAGAAGGAUAUUGCUGAUACUUUUAGCACAUAUUCGAUUAUAGAAGAUUUCUAUGCAAUGAAAGAUCGUCGAGUUCAUUUUAAUUAAUUUUGUUUUCUAAUUAUUUAGAAUUUUUCGUGGGACAAAAUAUACGAUAGUUUU
Molecule: messenger RNA, 2829 nt
Organism: Erythranthe guttata (spotted monkey flower)
Lineage: Eukaryota; Viridiplantae; Streptophyta; Magnoliopsida; Lamiales; Phrymaceae
Source: RefSeq, a predicted model, not a curated record